This is a messenger RNA of Lachancea nothofagi CBS 11611, 2586 nucleotides long. Lineage: Eukaryota; Fungi; Ascomycota; Saccharomycetes; Saccharomycetales; Saccharomycetaceae. The record is from the annotation of a GenBank genome assembly.
AUGAAGUUCCAAGAAUCGCUAUACAGCCUUGGAUAUCCAGCCUACGGCGCUAGGUUUCUCAAUGAAUCGGUAUUAUUGGUUGCUGGUGGGGGCGGGGAAGGAAAUAAUGGGAUUCCUAAUAAGCUGACAGCUUUACAAGUGAAUUUCGAAAAACGGAAAGUUAUCAAGCGGUACCGGGAACUGACUCUUGAUGAAAACGACGACUCUCCAACAACACUCGAUGCUGCGAAUAAUGUCAUUCUGAUGGGCUGCAACGAGUCAUCUGCCAAAAUCAAAGCCGGUGCGGAUAAUCAUCAUUUGCGUAAGUACGUCUUCGAGAACGACCAUUUGAAGUUUGUUGCAAGCGUUGAUAUGGACCGCUCCGGUACUUGUGAUGACUACACUAAGCUCACCUACAUGUCACAGGAUGGAACCGUGGCUGCUAUAGCCUCGUCGAAACUCCCCACUGUGAUUAGGAUUCUCAACCCUAACCUCUUGGCUGAGACUUACGAGAUUGAGACCGGAAACGACGUCAAAGAUUUGCAUUUCAGCCCCGAUGGUAAAGUACUCAGCUACAUAACAUCUUCUACCCUUGAAGUCAUUUCUAUCGUUACUGGACGCUUUAUUGUUCGGAAAACCGACUUUGAUAAAAACUGGGCCCUUUCCAAGAUCCGCUUCAUAGCUGAAGAUACCGUUUUAAUCGCAGCGGCAUUAAAAAAAGGUAAUGGUAUUGUUCUAUGCAAAGUGAGCCUGAAAUCGGGAAGUACUUCUGUGCUAAAGACAAAAACCAUCACCACAAAGUUUAAGGGUGUUACGUCUAUGGAUGUUGAUCCUGCGGGACAGCUUGCGGCAUUAGCGGGCAACGAUAACUCGAUUGUUAUAGUUCGGUUGAAAAACUUCACUAUCGCCAAGUUCUUUAAACAGGUACACUCUUUUGCCGUUACAAGGGUUGUAUUUUCCCCCAAUGGCAAAAUCCUUGCCAGUGUCUCUGCUGCAAAUACUAUUCAUGUCAUCAGUAUUCCGGACAAACUGGCCACAGCAACGUCUGUUAUUGAAAAGAUUAUCAAGCUCUUCAUUAACUUUGUCCUCAUUGUCUUUAUUGCAGCUAUUGCGCAAGUCACCUACAAGUAUGAUUUGCAUUCCAAAACCUAUCAUUUUGCCCUGAAUAAGUGGAACAGCAGAAAAGAUAGUUUCAGGUUGAAUGAUGUGUUCAGGCAAACUACAUUGGUGGGUGAUGUGAUUAGUAUAGAGACCCAUACUAGGCUUGCGCCAACUGAGGAUUACUCUGUCACUACGUCUUUUUCCUCUAGCGAGCUUCCCAGAACUCUGUCAUCAGUGACAGCAUCUGAAAAUAGUUUUUCGGCAGAAGACUUCACCUCUACACAUUCGUUGGCUACACCUACAUCAUCCUACCUGGUUGACGAAAGCUUUGUUUUAAACAAUGAUGCUACUAUUCAGACCACGAAGACAACUGAGGUAGUAUCGGAAUCAGGCCCCCAAGUCACGAAGUUGCAAGACACCUUAAAUUCAGGUACCAGCAAAUUGCCUAAAAUGGAUAAUGACGCUGAAUCAACUACAACAGGUACACCAAUCGAUAAAGUAGAUUCUGCUGCGAUUGGAUCUUUUACUAGUGGUUCGGUGAAUGACUGGCUUGAAAACGAAUCACAUCUAAGUAACGUUCCUUUAGAUGCAGAUUCCUUACAGUCAUCCACCAAGAGCGCGAAUACGUCAACUAGUAAUAUUCAUGAUUCGUCAUUGACCACUAUCGCCCACGACCAUUCAACUGAUACUUCAGCUCAUACUGGUUAUACAGAUGCUGAAGAAACUGAAGUAAAAGCGGCUUCCAAUAGUCAAUUUAAGAGCUCAACAACCACGACUACAACAGUGAGAGAAGCAACAACAGAGAUGACAGAGCAACAUGUCACUUCAUUAGAGACAGAAUCUAAUGCUUCCAAGGUAGCGUCCGACACACCAGUAGAAGCAAGAGAGAAAAAGCAUGCUGAACCAAAUUCUAUGAAGGCAGGCCGUUUGACAUCUAAGAAUACAGACACGAGCAAUAUUAAAACUGCGACGCCUGUCAACAGCACAAACAUCCUGGGGACGAUGCGAGAGUCUGCAAUUAACAAGACGGCUUCACAAACUAUAAUGAGUGAAUUGCAUACCUCAAAUGUUCCAGAAGAUGACACUUUAGGAUCUGCUAAAGUAUACAUUAGCACUCCAAAUGCAAAAAAUUCCAGGCAUUCUGAUGAGAUAGCAUCUAGCUUGCGUCACACCUCUUCAUGGGAAGACUUAUCUAGUUCUCCAGCUUCCGAGCAGCAUGCUUCAAAUGCUAUUCCGGAUGAUUUUGAGAACAAGUUUACACCAGAUGUUUCAAGCCAAAAUGAAAAGGUUGACAAGCUCGAAGAAACAAUUCCAAAUCCGGCAUCCAAAGUUCAAAAAGAGCCUGCAACUGUCGAGGAGGUAAAACCUGUUCCAGAAUCUACGGCGGACACUCAAGUGAAGUCCGAGACUUUUUUGACUGAAGAUGUUAAUUUGGCGUCGACGGGUGCGUCGAGAGAAGAGGGAGAAGACCACAGCGAUGAAGCGCUAACUCAUGAUGAGCUUUAG